GCGGGGCGGCGCGAGGGCCGGGGCGCCGAGGCGCGGCGGGUCCAGGGCGGGCUCGGUGGGCCCGCAGCCCCCCGCCUGGGCCGGCGGCCGCAGCCUGUGGCUCGGGAGCCACCCGCGGGCGGCGAGCCGGUCGCCGGACUGGACCCCUCGUGUCUUCGUCAUGUGGGUGCGGCUGGAGGAGACGGGGGAGAUGUUCCGAGCGACAGACUGCCGCGCUGACAUGACCGUGCGGGAGCUCAAAGAGGAGCUAGAGCUCAUGGUCGGCAUCCCCUUCAACCUCCAGCGGCUCCAGUACCUGGAUCAAGGAGUUUUGAUGGAUGAUACUACAUUAAAGUUCCAUGAUGUUGUUCCUGGUGGAAUUAUUUCAUUAUGUAUCUGGCAUUGUGAUGGAUGGACAGAACUGGUUUUGGCGGCUGUGGAAGGGGAUCUCAGUAAGCUAUCAUGUCUAGGUAUUACUGAAGAUUCUUUCUACCGAACUGCUAAUUCUCAACAUUUGAAAGACAAGAAGUGGAAGAAAUGGGCAUCUCAGAGGGCGUUCGUGGCAUUGUAUAUCGCCUCGCACAGAGGCCACGCGGAUGCUGUGCAGUACCUUCUAGAACACGGGGCCAGCUGCUUCGGCAAAACCCCAUUGGGCAGGAUGGCCCUGCACGCGGCUGCCGCCAUGGGCCAGGUGGACUGCAUCCGCCUCCUCCUCAACCACGGGGCCUCCAUCAACGAGAGAGACGCCAAGGGCGAGAGCCCCGUCUCCAUCGCGCGGCGGCUCAAAUGCAAGCAGAGCGAGUGGUGCAUGCUUCUCUACCAGUGGAUGGCUGAGGCACGGGCAAGGGGCCCGUCGGACUUGGUCAUGAAAAGGGUUUUUCAGAGAACAAAGUCUGGGUUUGGCUCCAAGAAGACCAGAAAUUAGCUGCCACCGGGAACUUUUGCAUGCCGAGGUUGACUUGGGUAACUUUUCAGAGUUCAAUUUCACAGUGGCCCUUGGUAAGCAGAAAACAGGAAAACACGGCAAUUAAUCUGAAUCAGAUCCUGAAUUAUCUGUCCUGUUCGCAAAUGACCGCAGGAGGGUGAUGAUGGAGGUGGGUCAGCUGGUGUUCCUUUGGCCAUCCAUUACAGACCCAAAGCCCCGAGGCAGCCUUUAAUUCCAAGCUAUUUAUAUAUUGUGUCCAAUAACACUAUUCAGGGUGAUGAGAGCCAAUUCCCUUCUCUCCCUUAUGGAGAGGGCCCGUCUCAUCUGCAGAGCAGGAUUAUAAUGAUAAUGAUAAUAACAGUAUUGUUAUUGUACAAAACAAGCGCUAGCAGAUGUCAGGAGAGUGCACUAGGGUGGGCUGUGGAUUUCACUUUGUAAAAUUCCUGGGACAAAAGGCUCCUCCGGCUUAUAGUGUUCCAGCAGUUUCCCUGAGCCACCUUUGAGGGGUUUGAAUUGGGAGUGGAAGUGAAGCUGGUGCGGGGGUGAUGAGGAGCGGGAAGUGGGGGGGCUUCUCCAAACAUGCUCUCCAAAAGGGGCGCUUAGUACCAUUGCUCAAAGGCAAGGCCUUGGCAUUAGACCUGGAGGAAGCAGUGUGAGAAGACAACAGUCUCCUGGAGAAGGGGUUGCAGAGCUGGCACCCGCUUUCCUUCUGCUCCAUCCUCAAUGGCACAAGCACACGCCCCCACCCCAGCUUUCUCCCUUUCCUGCCAGCACUGGGUGGCUCCCUCUUCCUUCUACUGGGCAGGCCACAGCUGUGGUGUGGGGGCCUCAUUCUAGGGCCCCCACGUUACAGAAGCUGCAGACCCGGCCCUGCCAGGGCCCGGCCUCCAUGGGGGUGAGCAGGGUGUGGCAAACAAGAGGGAGAGGAGAGGACUGUCUGAAGGGGGCUCCAUGACUGGGUUCCAGCAGAAACAUGAGCCACAGAUGGCUAGACCUUUUCAGAGCUAGAAACCCAGCUUCUUGAUUUAUGUUAAUGCCUGAUUGUCGAGUGUGGCCUGGUACAAACGGAGCAAGAAGGUUGAGGCACAUGGGCUGCUCCCUUGUCAACCGCUAACUUGCCCCACUGAAAAAAGUGGUGGGAGUGACCUUGGACUUGCUAGAACAUUCCGGGGCUCUGAGGCCACCCUUUGGAACUGCCAUGGGUCACACCGGGCAACGUGUGUGGUCCACCUCCUACCCCCAAGGGCCAUAUAUGUUCUCUAAUGCCCUGUAACCUAUGCAACUUCCAGCAUCGCAGUAUGUGGGGAAGGUCUCUUGACCCCUGGAAUUCCAUUGGUGAAGUGGUGGAGAGCAGCCUGUGCCUCUCGGACACCCUUUGUCCCAAUAACUGUGCGGCUUUUAAGGUAAUUGGCCGCAUUUCCUGCUGUCAAAGCAAGUAAAUCUGUGUUGAUGAUGUGGUUUUACACUCAGUAGAAGUGGCCAUGCCCAGCUCAGCGAUCUGGUUGACAAAGAAAAGUCAGGAGAAGAAUAGCUCGGCAUCAACUAUGCCAAAACUGGGAUCUUGUUUUUGGCACACUUUCUCCAAAGUCAAUAGGCAGAUAUUAAAUAACCCCAUCCAAUGGGUCAAUUAAUUUAGCUAAUGGGUCGUAUGGGGGGGGUGCUUGGGCAUUCUUUUAAUUGGCAUCACUCAACAUCACAUGUUUGCCAGAACCCUUGCUAUGCUGUCGUUUUGGUUAGAUGAGCCAAGCAGCAGACACCAAAAUUUAGGGGGCAAACACUCUAUUUUCACUUGCCUCCAAUUCAAUUAAAUGCUUGGUUGGACAUCCAGGCAAGUUCAUAACUCUUCGUGGGCGACAUUUUGCUCCAUCAGCAGCUGGGUGUCAUUUGAGCACUCUUGAAGGUCCCGGGGACUCUUCAUUUCAGACGGUCCCUUCUUAACAUCCUACCUGUGAUAGUAAAACAGUCUGCGUCACAUACGAAACAAAAUGUGUCCACAGCCAUAGAUAAGAGUUGAGUUAUGAUUGGUUGAUAUCGUGUUACACCUUUGUAGCUAUUUCAUUAAACAUUUUAUUUAUUUUGACCUCUUUUUCAUGUUAUGGAGCCAGCAGAAAAAAACAAUUGGCAGAGGGGUAGACUUCAGACCCUUUUGUAAGACCCUGAAAACCCUGUAGCCCCAUGGCGCUGAGUGAUGGACUUCAGCGGUGAAAGAGCUCGGCUCUGGGAUGACCCAAGCAAACCUCACGUCUGCGUCUAGAGGGGAUGAGCCUCCUCUUGAGAGAGGACACCAGCUAGUCUUCUGGUAGACGUUCUCCAAAGUCCAGCCCAAACCUCCAUCCCCAUGUGAGGCUGGCCUUGCCGUCAGCAGAGCAGGAGGUGGUGGGCACACAGGGUUGGGGGUCAGUGUAGACUUCAUGGUGAACCUUGCUGGCUGUGCCACAGGGCGUUGGGUGGGUUCUCUCCUGCUCUGAGCAGGUUUCUUCCAUAAAUAAGGAUGGAGGAUAAUCAUAGAACCUGGUCCCUAUGGAGUGGACAGGCCUGGGAGAUAGGAAGCUCUCAACAGGAGCAAGCUAUUGAUGCCUGAGGGCUUGGUUGGGAAUUCUUGUUGAGUUAUGGGUGAAAUUAUUGGCAUUUGAUGCCUUCCCUGGGUUCUCCAAGUUCUGAUCAGAAAACAGCAGUGACCUAACUCUUUGAGCUCAGUGCCCCAUUGGUGCCAUGCACACCCUUGGGUUUCUUGGAGGCCGCACGGAGAACGACUCAUUGUUAUCAGCAAUGUUGCCCACCAGUGUGCCUUCUGUCAGUCCAGAAAACAGUCUGGGAAACAGCUGGCCUCUCCAGAGAGAUGGACACGGUCACUUUAGGCAGAUGAUGACAGCUUUGUUGGCAAUCCUGUUUCCAUUUUCCUUUGGCUGCCAGGAAGCUCAGAGCCAAAGAUAGUGCCCAUCUAUAGCAAAUAACCAACCUGCACUCCCUUGACCCUCACUUUAUCUCUU
Messenger RNA from Choloepus didactylus (southern two-toed sloth), 3894 nucleotides. It is a transcript of the gene ANKRD60, whose product is annotated as ankyrin repeat domain 60. Gene Ontology annotation, molecular function: protein binding. The coding region runs from base 161 to 904 and encodes 247 amino acids. The transcript is spliced from 4 exons. NCBI's taxonomy places the organism in Eukaryota, Metazoa, Chordata, Mammalia, Pilosa, Megalonychidae. The record is from RefSeq and is a predicted model, not a curated record.